Messenger RNA from Theileria annulata, 1353 nucleotides. RefSeq lists its product as uncharacterized. The record is from RefSeq and is a predicted model, not a curated record. The transcript has 10 exons. Bases 1 to 1353 code for a protein of 450 amino acids. Lineage: Eukaryota; Apicomplexa; Aconoidasida; Piroplasmida; Theileriidae.
AUGUACAGAUUUAUAACAAAUUUGAAAACUAUAAAAUGUAACAGUAUAUACAGAAGAUUCUAUACACCUAAUGCUACCUCCACCUUUCUAUCAAACGCAGUUGGAGAAUUAUCUAAUGACCAGAUAAUAUACUCCUUCGACACUCUUAGUAGAAGUAAAGUUAGAGACUCUAACUUAUGGGACCACCUGUGUGACAAGAUUCGGUUCAAUUUGGACACACUGGAUUCAAAGGACCUUCUGAAAAUAAUUCACUCACUUGCAAAAGUAUCACACAAAAAGCUAUCAUUAUUGUCAGUAAUUAAUCGCAUAAUACUCCGAAAGCAUAAACUUAUUGAUCCGAGAGAUUUAACACAGUACCUAAUUGAUCUCAAUAAGCUGGACUUAUUGAAUAUAAAUACAUUCGCUCCUCUGGUUUCAGCUAAAAUUCCAGACGAUAUUUCACUUUUCACAAACUUUGACCUAUGUUUUAUUCUACACUUAUGUUCGAAAUUGCAGUACAAAGACCAGCUAAUAUUGGACUCAAUUUGUUCGAGGUUUCUUCUAAAUGAUUAUAAUUAUCAGGAAUUGUGUUCGGACAAGUCCCUUCUGGCCAUGGUGUUCAGGUCACUGUCAUUCUUGCAGUACAAGAAUGAAUUGUAUAAAAAGUUGUUAUACCAGGGAUUACCUUCUUCUUUGUAUCAUUUUGGUUCUCAGGAACUAUGCAACUCGCUGUUAUCAAUUGUUGUAUCUAAUUUGGAGGCAAACUUUGACGAACAAGUCAAAGAUAUAAUAAAUUCACUUAUUGAUAGAAUUAGUGAAAGGCUUUCAUCGCUAGUUGAGAUUGAAGUCAACCAGCUAGGGAUUUGUCUAUACUUUUUGAAAUAUAACAUGGCCUCUUUCCCCGGUAGAUUUGAAUCACUAUUCAACUCAAUCGUUGAACUAAACAUUAUAUACACCCCAAAUACGUCUAAAAUGCAGCUCGGAAGACUGCUGGAUGAACUCAAGUUAAAGCACAAGUCUGAACUAAAGAUAGGGCCUUACACACUGGACUACGCCAUCCCAAAAAUAAAUGUGGCUAUAGAGGUGAACGGAUACACUCACUUUUUCCACAACUCCAAAGAACUCAACGCACUAACCCAGCUCAAGUAUAAGAUUCUCAAAGAUAUGGGCUGGAACGUGGUUGGAAUUAAUUAUUAUAACUGGAAGAACAGAAACAAGCAGUCGAGAUUGGACUACAUAGUUAAAAAGAUAACACCUUUCUUGGAAGAAAAAAAAAUAGGCGAAAAAUACCGAAAAAGAAGAUUAGUUAGGUCAGAAAAUAGUAAAAAUUUAAUAUGCAAUAUAAUAGUUUUAAUUAUAAAAAAUAUUUUAUAA